ACUGUGUCACUGGAGCCCGCGCGAGAGGUGGCCUGCAAGGACUGUACCGCGCCGCCAACCUUUUUUUCUGUGCGUGCGAUGUUUUCACUUUCGUCAUUUUGACCGGGCCAGUUUGAUUUGACGUCGCUCGCGCACGGACGUGCCUAGGACCGGACGUUGUGAUUAUCCUGUGAUCGCUGGUGCUUCGGAUUGUUUUUGUUUAUUUUUUUUUUUGGUAUUGUAUAUUAUUUUGUGAAAGAAAUGGCUGUGAUGCAGUGCUAACAUGUUCGAUAGUAACAUACUUUUAAAUUUCUACAAUGAGAUUGCGCAUAGAAGUGCACUACAGUUGGCAAGUGCUGGAAUGAUGGGCGAGGGCCUGCUGACGCUCACAUACGGCAAGCACCACGCCUGCAUCCUGAACGAGGUGGGCGCAGCAUGGCGCGGCGCCCGCUACUCUGACCUCGUGUUGGUGUGCGACGACGCUGUGCCAUUAGCUGCACACCGCAUCGUCAUGGCUGCUGCUAGUCCGCUCAUACGAAAAAUUCUUGAUGACACACCUUUAGUUGAUAAUCCAGUCACAAUUCACAUGUCAGGCAUCAGCAGCACCCUUAUGAGACAUCUACUCGUAUUUCUGUAUAGUGGACAAGCUUACAUUGAGUCUGGUGAAAUCGAUGAUAUGCAAGAACUCUUCGAACUGCUGGAAAUCAAAUCGGAUGUUUGGAAAUCAACAAAAGAACGACAACAAGCUGAAGAGCGGAACAGAUCAUGCGACCGAUUAAAGGGCAAAAACCUCAAAACAGACAUAAAUAGUAACGAAAGCAGUAAACAUGAUGCACCAUCGGGAUCCUCACAUUCAGAAAGUGAAAGAGUAACACCAGGAGCAGGCUACAGCAAAGACAAAGAACAGUCAGAGUCUUUAAGUAUAAAAAAAGAAAGCAUGUCAAACAGUAGUAAUGAUGAAAGAGAAGAUGAUGAACCAGACGUACAAAAGAGAGAAAAGGAAUGCGGCCGUGUCCCUUCACGUCGACGUAGCUCUUCAAACCCUGUUAAUUUAUCUUUAGCCAGAAAUUCGGAGAACACAAGCAGCGAACAUGAUGAUUCACAGGACUUAGACGUCGAAACAGUUGCGGCAAAGAACAUUGGACGGAGACGAUCUACAUCUUCAAGUCAAGAAGAUCAACCACAGGAAACGGUGUACCGAAGGCAAUUGUUAAGCGAUCGAUUAGGAAGAGGUGUUGAAAGAGCAAAACGAAAAUCACAUUAUUUGGAACCACCCGAACUUGAUUUAAGAACAGUAAAAUUGGAAGAUUAUGCACACCUUAAGACACCUGAUAAUGAAUUAAUGGCCCUCGUUCAAACGUCACCAGAGAAUUACGUAGUUACACCACAUAGGAAGAGGCGAACUGGUUUUCACAAUUCACCAUCACAAAACCCUCCAUUUGUGUCUUUUGCUCCAAGUUAUCUCGAAGAAAUGGCUCAUUUACGAUACGCCCAGGCGCCUAGUGUAGUAGCAGGUGUUGCUAGAUUGGGAGCUCUACAUCAACUCAGUGCUUCAGCUCCACCUUAUUUACCAGAAAGAAGCGCAACGCCUCCCGCAGCAGUUCACGAUGAAGCUCUCAAAUAUCGACCUCCGAGUGCGGGAUCUUGGGGCCCUUGGCUAUGUCAACCACAAAUGGGUGGAGAUGAACCACCAUCUACAGAACACGAGCAAGGAUCGAGCAAACAGGCGCCUGUCCGGGAAUACCGUUGCGAAUAUUGCGGGAAACAAUUUGGUAUGUCGUGGAAUCUCAAGACGCACCUAAGAGUUCACACGGGAGAAAAACCAUUUGCUUGUCGGCUGUGUGUCGCUAUGUUCAAACAAAAAGCACAUUUGCUUAAACAUUUAUGUUCGGUACAUCGAAACGUGAUAUCAUCGAGUGAAAAUGAUGGACGAACAAAUACACCUGGAAGAUUUAACUGUUGUUUCUGUCAAUUAACCUUUGAAGCAUUACCAGAACUUAUAAGACAUCUUUCUGGACCGCAUAAUAGCCUUCUGUUAAGCAAAAAUUUACACGAAUGACACUUGUCUUCGUGACGCAGAAAUGCGCGUUUUAUUGGACUUUGAAACUUCUCUCAAAUCGAGAGCUCAAUUGUGAUAUGUGUUUAAAAAGGAUAUAAUUUGCUAAGUGUCUUAGUUUUAAGUACAAUAUCGCCGAGCGAUAUUCAUUGUGAGGC
Molecule: messenger RNA, 2193 nt
Organism: Melitaea cinxia (Glanville fritillary)
Lineage: Eukaryota; Metazoa; Arthropoda; Insecta; Lepidoptera; Nymphalidae
Gene: ken
Product: transcription factor Ken
Exons: 5
Coding region: 263-2038 (591 amino acids)
Biological process (GO): regulation of transcription by RNA polymerase II
Cellular component (GO): nucleus
Molecular function (GO): RNA polymerase II cis-regulatory region sequence-specific DNA binding; DNA-binding transcription factor activity; protein binding
Source: RefSeq, a predicted model, not a curated record